AGCGAUGUCGAGUAACAUGCUAGUUUAGUCGUCACUCAGCCGCUUGUGCUUUGUUACUGAAUCUGGUAGUAUUAUUAUAGCAGCUGAAAUGCCGGAAGGUUACACGAAAGCCACUGCCUGGCUGCAAAUUCACAGCCUGCUGAACAGCAUCAACCACAUGCUCAUCUUCCUGGUGGCCAUCUUCUUUUUCGUCCUGGCGCGCAGUCUGGAAUUCAAGGACACCGCCAUGCAUAUGUUUAUGACUGGAGUUGGAUUCCACGUCCUUAUCGCCCAGGCCAUGAUGUCACAUUCGAAAGUGAAUCCGCUCACCCGUUGGCUGUCGCACCGAAACAAGUCGCGCUUCCACGCCAUCCUGCAGAUUGUGGGUGGUUCUAUGGUUCUGUUGGGCUCAUUGGGCAAAUUUUCCAGCAAGGAGGUUCACUUUAACACCUGGCACGGUCGAGUUGGAGGAACUGCUUCUUUUUUCUGCGCGGCCAGCAUUGUGGGCGGUUUUGUUAACUACUUCCAACCGAAGUUCGCCCUUAAAGUGAUGCCCUCAUCGGAGCUUCGUUUCCGCCAUAAUCUAUUUGGCUUAGUCACCUUCAGCCUGGGAAUGGGCGCUAUUUACCUGGGCUACUACUCAAAAUUCUUCUCCAAGUAUGUGGACACGGAUUUCAUUCCCGGCAUGAUGCUGAUAACCGCCAUCGUUUAUGGACUCACCAUCAUUGCGCCGGUGUCAUCGCUCGUAACUAAACUUAAGUAUCGGUUCAAGAGAAAGGCCGAGCAGGCCCAAUAAGUGAUACCGGGCCGUAUGAGACUAAGGCCAUCGAGGCUAACCGAAAUUUGUCAGGUUCUAGCAUGAAAAUAAAGAGCUUGGCGUUUUGCCAAAUUAAAA
Drosophila santomea is the source of this 874-nucleotide messenger RNA. RefSeq lists its product as uncharacterized. Lineage: Eukaryota; Metazoa; Arthropoda; Insecta; Diptera; Drosophilidae. Gene Ontology annotation, molecular function: transmembrane monodehydroascorbate reductase activity. The transcript has 3 exons. The coding region runs from base 89 to 775 and encodes 228 amino acids. The record is from RefSeq and is a predicted model, not a curated record.